Cheilinus undulatus (humphead wrasse) is the source of this 771-nucleotide messenger RNA. RefSeq names its product fibroblast growth factor 11a (gene fgf11a). The record is from RefSeq and is a predicted model, not a curated record. Gene Ontology annotation, cellular component: cytoplasm. The coding region runs from base 19 to 768 and encodes 249 amino acids. NCBI's taxonomy places the organism in Eukaryota, Metazoa, Chordata, Actinopteri, Labriformes, Labridae. Gene Ontology annotation, molecular function: growth factor activity; fibroblast growth factor receptor binding. The transcript has 5 exons. Gene Ontology annotation, biological process: fibroblast growth factor receptor signaling pathway; animal organ morphogenesis; cell differentiation.
AGGGUCAGCGCUGGGAAGAUGGCCGCUCUUGCCAGCUCCCUCAUUCGCCAGCGCAGGGAGGUCAAGGACCCCCAGGCAAACCGGCAGAUCGCCAGCAAGCGCAAGCCCUGCCCGAAGAGCAACAAGUCGCUCUGCCAGAAGCAAAUUCUUAUAUUAAUAUCCAAGGUUCGACUAUGUGGCAGUCGAGGGAGAAAAAUGGAGAAAAGACCGGAGCCCCAGCUGAAGGGCAUCGUCACACGGCUUUACUGCAGACACGGCUUCUACCUCCAGAUGCUGCCGGAUGGCACCAUGGAAGGCACAAAGGACGAAAGCAGCUCCUUCUUGCAGUUCAACUUGAUUCCUGUGGGGCUCAGGAUAGUGGCCAUCCAGAGCACCAAGACAGGGCUCUACGUUGCCAUGAACAGCGAGGGCUACCUCUACACUUCGGAACACUUUACGCCGGAGUGUAAGUUUAAGGAGUGUGUGUUCGAGAACUACUACGUCACCUACUCGUCCAUCCUGUACAGACAGACCCAGUCGGGUCGGGCGUGGUACAUCGGUAUCAACAGAGACGGACAGGUCAUGAAAGGAAACCGUGUCAAGAAGACGAAAGGAGCUGCGCACUUCCUGCCCAAACUUAUUGAAGUGGCCAUGUACAGGGAGCCCUCACUACACGACGUCGCUGAGCAGAGCCCGCCCAGAAAAACGCCCAAGACCUCCAGUGACUCGCCAGUGCACCAGAACGGCAAGAAGGACCCUCAAUCCAAAACCAAAACCUCUUCCUCCUAGCGC